AUGCCGGACUCGAAGUGCCGUCCCGUCACGAGGAUGCUGGCGCGGAGGAUGACGCCGUCACCACCGCCAUCUGCUCUGCCUGAGAUUUCACUGGUGACGUGCGUGCGACAGCGGGUAGCCGAGCCGCCUUUGCUGGACAAGCUCCAGCAUAAUCACGCCUUCUUCCCAAGCAGCCCGUGCUGGAGUCCACUGCAGUCGCCGCGGAGCCCCUCGGGGAGCCCCCGGCUGGUCAGGCAGUCCUCGCAGCGGCUGCUGGACACGGGCGCGCUGCUGGAGCUGUCGCCGCUUCCGCGCGAGAGCCGCGGGGAGGGCGCUGCGCCGCCAGAGCUGGGCACGCCCCGGUCCACCAGGCCAGCGGCCGGCAGCCCUGGGGGCAAGGGCGCGUUCGCUUUCCCGCCGCGCCUCGGCGACGACGGCGGGGCCCCGGCGGGCGGUGCCUCGACGGCGCGGCGGCGCGGCGGCGCCUCGUCGAGGGCCCAGAGCGCGGCGGGGGCCAGGGCGGCCGCCGCCGCGGGCGGCGCCGCGGCGCCGCCCGGGCCUGGCGGCAGAGCUGCUCCCAGGCCCUCGCGCCGGGCGCGGAGCGUGGGCACCAACAGGGCGGAGCGCAUGGAGCUCGCGGUCUUCGAGCCCUCGCCGGCGGUGCCCUCGCCGGCCGAGGUCUGCCGGCUCUUCGGUAUCCAAGAGUUGCCCGACCACUGCGACGGCCCCGGGCGCCUAGAGCCGGUGCCGGAGCCGGCUGCCCUGCGGCUGAAGGAUCGGCUCGUGGUGGCAGACGAAGCCGGCCCGCAGGAGCCCGACGUCGUCGUGGCGGGGCCCGCCGCGCCGGGCGAGGCGGCGAUGGCGUGCGCCUUGUGUAAGGAGGCGACGGCGAGGACGUGCGCGACGCCGAUGCAGGGCCUCCCUGCGGCCGAGCUCGCCGUGCCCGCGCGUUGUGGGCCAGAGGAGUGGUCGGAGGUGGCGUCGGCGAGGGCGCUCCCCGACCAGCCGCACGAGGAGCGCGCGCCGCAGCAGUGCCAGGCUCCGCCGGCGGAGCCGCAGCCUCCGCCGUCACUCGGUGACGGCUUGCAGGUGGCGCGGGCGGACUGUUGGCAGCAGGGUGCUGCCACCUCGGUGCAGCUGGCUGUGCGUGCCCAGCGGUCGCCAGCGCUGGAACUCGACGAGGCACCGGCCGUAGUGGAUGUCAGCCAGCUGUUGGACCCGCGCGUCGACCAGGCAGCAUCGCAAGGCGUGGUGCCUGUGGAUCAGGCACCAGCGGUAGUGGAUGUCUUCCAGCUGUUGGACCCGCGCGUCGACCAAGCGGCAUCGCAAGGCGACGUGCCUGUGGAGCAGGCACUGGCUGUAGUGGAUGUCGGCCAGCUGUUGGACCCGCGCGUCGACCAGGCGGCGCCGCAAGGCUUCGUGCCUGUGGAUCAGGCACUGGCGGCAGUGGGCGUCGGCCAGCUGUUGGGCCUUCGCGUCGACCAGGCGGCAUCUCAAGGCGUCGUGCCUGUGGAUCAGGCACCGGCGGUGAUGGAUGCCGGCCAGCCGUCCUACCCGCGCGUCGACCAGGCGGCAUCGCAAGGCGUCGUGCCUGUGGAUCAGGCACCGGCGGUGGUGGACGUCGGUCUGCUGCUGGGGCAGGGCGUCGGACCGGCGGCGCUCCGGGGCGGCGUGCCAGCGGAGCAGGCGACGCCGCAGGCCGUCGUGCUGGCUGAGCAGGCCCUGGCCGCCCAGGGCAGACCGGCGGGGCCCGUGGCGCUCAGGGCCGAAGCCGGGCUGGCCGUGCCGAAGCCCAACAAGGCCAAACUCGCCAGCAUCUCCAGGCCAGCCUCGUCCGUCCUGUGCGCCAAGGAGAUCAUCGCCCCCGAGACUCACCACACCUACGCGUGGCUGAUGAACGAAAUAGCUGUGCCGCGGAUGCAGCUGGGGGAUCUUGGAGGUGCCUACUCGCAGCUCGUCGAGGCGAACGUGCUCCACAUGAAGCUCUACGGGACGUUCUCCGGCGACGCGAUGUACAACCUGGCCUGCUGCCUGUCGCGAGGCGCGGCAGCGCCCCUCGGGGGCUCUGCCAGCGCGGCGUGCGCCAGCGGGCUGCCGCCGUUCCUGCCCGGGGCCUCGGUGGCGGAGGUGGCGGAGGCGCGCCUCGACCUCGCCGUCGGCAUGCUCGAGUCCGCCGUGGUGGCGGGGUACGGCGAUGCGGCCAACGUGCUCGCCGACCCCGACCUGCAGGCGAUCCGCCGCUGGCGCCCCGAGCGCUUCGCGGCGGUCGCGAGGCGCCUGGCUGGCGAGGUCGUGCCGCUCGGAUCGGUGGCGGUGGCGGUGGCGGAGCGCGGUGUGGGCGAAGGACACAGCCUGGGCGCCCUGGUCCUGCAGGCCGUGGCUGGCGACCCGCCCAUGGGCACCGACCGCGAGGACGGGGGGGGCCCCGGCUGGGAAGCUGGGAGCGACGACGGCGGCGCCGCCACAAUCGCGGAGCAGUUCGCGGAGCAGUUCGCGGAGCAGUUCGACUCGUGGGCCUCCUUCGCGGAGUCCGUGCGCAGCGUGUUCGGGCAGAGCCUGACGUGGGCCAGCAUCCUGGGCCCUCUGGUGCCCGCGCUGCUGGACACGAUGCGGCCGCGGCUCCUCGGGAGCUACGGGCGCUGGCCAGCGGCCCGCCCGUCGGCGACUGCGGGUGCGAGCCGGAGCCGGAGGACGGACGACGAGGAGGAGGACGACGACGACGGGUGUGGCGGCUGCGGGAGCGGCUCGGCGCGGGCGGUGCUGGCGUCAGGUGGCGCGGAGGCUGCCGCGCCCGCGGCGCCUGUCGCCACGGCCGAGGAGCCGGGCCCGGAGGAGAGCCCGGGACGCCCGCCACGGUGUAUCCCGACGACGCGGAAGGCUGCCCUGAAGACAGGAGGGGACGACGACGUGAUCAGCAUAUGA
Messenger RNA from Prorocentrum cordatum, 2901 nucleotides. NCBI's taxonomy places the organism in Eukaryota, Dinophyceae, Prorocentrales, Prorocentraceae. The record is from the annotation of a GenBank genome assembly.